This is a messenger RNA of Penicillium subrubescens, 1788 nucleotides long. Its product is annotated as dextranase. The record is from RefSeq and is a predicted model, not a curated record. Bases 1 to 1788 code for a protein of 595 amino acids. Lineage: Eukaryota; Fungi; Ascomycota; Eurotiomycetes; Eurotiales; Aspergillaceae. Gene Ontology annotation, molecular function: hydrolase activity, hydrolyzing O-glycosyl compounds. The transcript has a single exon.
AUGAGAUUCCACCUAGGGACGGCCAUAUUCAUGGCGGUUGGCGCACGCUGCCUCCCUUCCUCAACUGGGGGAAACGCGACGGUCUGCGAUUCCAACCUCUGCACCUGGUGGCACGACUCUGGUGAAAUCAAUACAGGAACUAGAGUCCAGCCCGGCAAUGUGCGCCAGUCUCAUCGUUACAAUGUUGAGGUCAGCCUUGCUGGCACUGGCGAUUUUCGUCCGUCUUUCGUCUAUGAGACAAUCCCAAGAAACGGUAACGGCCGGAUUUACUCUCCAUGGGACUACCCCAAGGACAACACUCUUGGCAGUGAUGUGGAUGAUGGGAUCAGCAUUGAACCCCAAGUUGGCAUCACCAUGGCGUGGUCUCAGUUCGAGUAUGCCCAGGACGUCGACGUGAAGAUCACCCGCAGGGACGGCCAAAGCUUGGGCUCGACCUCCAAUGUGAUUAUCCGCCCAACCUCCACUAGCUAUUCUCUGAGUACUUCGAGUGAUGGUGGGAUUAUCAUCCGUGUGCCUAAGGACAACAGUGGCCGGCGAUUCUCUGUCGAGUUUAACGAUGAUCUCUACACCUACCGAUCCGACGGACAGAACUAUGUCCAAUCCGGCGGUGAUGUGGUCUCUGUCGAACCCACAAACGGGCUUCUCAUAUUCGCAAGUGCUUUCUUGCCUGCCGACAAGGUCCCUCAGAUGAACAAUGAUAACACAAAGACUAUGACGCCCGGGCCUAUCAAUGCCGGUGACUGGGGAAACAAGCCAAUCCUUUACUUCCCUCCAGGAGUGUACUGGAUGAACUCCAACCCACAGGGCGAUAAGCCCAAGUACGGAGAGAACCAUCUCAAACUCGAUCCAAACACAUACUGGGUGCACCUUGCCCCAGGCGCCUACGUCAAGGGUGCAGUCCAGUACACCACCUCGAACGGCGACUUCUACGCCACCGGCCACGGCGUCCUUUCCGGAGAACACUACGUCUACCAGGCCAAUCCUGCAACAUACUACCAAGCCCUCAAGAGUGACCAGACCAGCCUCCGCCUAUGGUCCCACGAAAACGUUGGAAGUCAAACCUGGCACUGCCAGGGCCCGACCAUCAACGCACCACCUUUUAACACUAUGGAUCUUCACGGAAACAGCGACCAGGCCAGCGUCCGCAUCUCUGACUACAAACAGGUUGGCGCCUUUUUCAUGCAGACCGACGGACCCCAGAUGUACCCCAACAGCGUGGUAAACGACGUCUUCUACCACGCCAACGACGACGUUAUAAAAGCCUACUACUCCAACGUCGUCGCGACGGGCCUUACUGUCUGGAAAGUCCACAACGACCCCAUCAUCCAAAUGGGAUGGGACUCACGCCAGGUCAGCGGUGUCGUUAUCGACGGCCUAGAUAUCAUCCACACCCGAUACCGUCGCUCCGAGACGGUUGUGCCAUCUGCGAUUAUCGGUGCAUCACCGUUUUAUAUGGAUGGGAAGUCACCAGACACCAGCAAGUUCAUCAGCCUGUCUAUUUCCAAUGUCGUCUGUGAAGGACCCUGCCCGUCUCUCUUCCGCAUCCAGGCUCUCCAGAACUACAAGAGCUUUCAAGUCAAGAAUGUCGCUUACCCUGAUGGUUUGAGCACGGGUGGCUUUGGCCUCGGACAGAGCAUUGUCCCUUAUGUGUCUGGAACGAGAAUGGAGCUUGAAGUGGAGAACUGGACGGUCAAGGGGGAGAAGGUCACUAUGGCUAACUUCCAGGCCGAUAGCCUUGGCCAAUUCAAUAUUGCCGGUGAGUACUGGGGACAGUGGUCUAUUCAGUGA